AUGCUGGAGAAUGAGGGGGACGUGGCCUCUCUGGGUAAGGAGCCUCCUUCCUCGAGUCUGGAGCAGUCCUUCCGGGACAUUUUCUUGUCACUCUUCUUUUGGGGUGGAGGGGCAGGUGGGGAGCAGGUUUGUUGCACAAGAGCUGCAAAUGUACUUUAUUCUUAAUGCCAUCCAUUUUUAUCCCAACCUUUCCCCCUCCAAGGAGCGCAAUGUGGGGCACACGGGUCUCCCCCUCAUUUAAUCCCCACAAGAAGCCCUAAACGGCCUGGGCCCCAUAUACCUAAGGAGCAUCUACAUCCCAUCAUUUAGCCAGGACACUGAGGUCCAGCUCUGAGGGGCUUCUGCUGGUUCCCUCAACGUGAGAAGUGAAGCGAUAGGGAACCAGGCAGAGGACCUUCUUUGUAGUGGUGCCCUCCUGUGAAACACCCUCCAGUCAUAUAUCAAGGAAAUAAAUAACUAUAUAACCUUUAGGAGCCCUGUAUCAGGAAGUUUUUAAUGCUGGACAUUUGAUUAUGUUUUUAUAUGUUCUGGAAGCUGCCCAGAGUGGGUGGGGUGACCCAGUCAGAUGGGUGGGGUUCAGAUCAAAAAGUAUUAGCUUCCCAGGUCCUAGUCGGGCACUUUAACCACUGCGCUGCACUCUAGCUGUGCAAAAUGGGUUUGCUGGCAUGUGAGGGACUCCCACCAGCGUAACAGCAAUACUCCAGAAGUGCCAACCGAGUCCCCUCCCUGGGGUCCUGGCAGUGCAGUCCUGACCCCCCACCCUGCAGCCAUCUUCAGCCGUCCUCCCUUCUCCUUCCAGCACAGAGCAAAGGACCACCUUGCCCCCCGCAAACAUGCAGCCCCUAACCCAAGGUACUGUUUAGUUAUGGGUCCUCGAUGAGCGGUCAUUGGGGAUAGUUUGGACCAUAAGGCCGAAUGCUUCCUCACUUCUUCUUUCUCCUCUUCUUCCUUCUUCUUCCUUCUUUCCCGCAUAGCACUGCCGCUUCCCAAGACGAGCCUCAUCGCCAGCGCAGAGCAAGCGGAAGAGCCCAGGACGCCACAAUAUCAGAUCUCAGACGGAACAGGGGCUGCCAUUUUGGACACCAGCUCAGGUGAGGCAGUUUGGGUGGGAUGACGAGUCCGUUCAGUGUUUCUCCUCCCUUGCUGAGAAUGGGCAAGAAAAAUGUUCUCUGUUACUUCAUUUUAAAAGGCUCUUUCACUGGUUAUACCUUAUGCAGUGGGUGUUGUGGGUGGGUGGGGAGAAGUGGUAUGACCUCCGUCUCUCACGCAUCAUCUGAUCCAAUGAUUUCAGUCUGGAUUCUGAAGCUACUUCUCAGCCAUCUUCAAACCCUGAUUCCACUUUCUUCACUCUCUCUGCAGGAGACUGGAGGAGGAAACACUUCUGCCCAGAGAGUGGCCAAUGCUUUGCCUUCAGUUUGGCUCUUGCUAGACACCAGAGAAUCCACACAGGGGAGAAGAUCCAGGAAAGCUCUGAGCGUGGGGAAUGUUUUGGUCAGAGUUCAGAGCUUGUGAGCCCUUUGGAAACCCCUGUGUCUUUGGAGUUCAGGAAGGUUCUUGCUCAUCAGCCCAUCGUUCUGAUCCACCGGAACAUCCAUGCAGGAGGAGAUAAGCCAUAUCGCUGCUUGGAGUGUGGGGAAGGUUUUCCCCGACUCUCAGAUUUUGUGAAACAUGAAAGAGGCCACACAGGGGAGAAACCCCACAAAUAUGGCAAGAGUAGGAUUGGGUUCCCCAAGAGAUCACAGCUUCAUGGACCCCAUAAAGUCCACACAGGAGAGAAGCCCCACAAAUGCAGUAUGUGUGGGUUAUGCUUUUCUUAUAGGUCAGAACUUGUUACCCAUCAGCGAACCCACACUGGAGAAAAACCCUAUAAAUGCCUGGAGUGUGGGAAAUCAUUUCCUCGCAAGUCAGUCCUUGUGGUCCAUCGGAGGCUCCAUACAGGAGAGAAGCCACAUAAAUGUUUAGACUGUGGAAUGUCGUUUACUUUAGCACAAAGCCUUAUGAGGCACAGGAAAACCCACACAGGAGAGAAACCCUACAAAUGCUUGGAGUGUGGGAAGUCAUUUGCUGAAAAGUCAGGCCUUGUGAUCCAUCAGAGACUCCACACAGGAGAGAAGCCCUAUGAAUGCUGGGAGUGUGGGAAAUGUUUUCCUCAAAAUGCACAUCUUUGGAGCCAUCGGUUGGUUCACACAGGGGAGAAACGGUAUAACUGCUUUGAAUGUGGAAAAAAGUUUACUUCCCAUUCCGGCCUUGUAAGCCAUCAGAAAACCCACACAGGAGAAAGGCCCCAUAAGUGUCUGGAGUGUGGCAAAUGUUUCCCCACAAAUGUAAAUCUCAGGCGACACCAGAGAAUCCACACAGGAGAGAAACCCUAUGAAUGUAGAGAGUGUGGGAAAUGUUUUCAUGAGAAAGCUGAACUUCUGAGCCAUCAGACUGUGCACACCGGGGAGAGGCCUCAUAAAUGUGCGGAGUGUGGGAAAUGUUUUAUUUCAGCAUCACAUCUUGCAAUCCACCAGAGAAUCCAUACGGGAGAGAAACCCUACAAAUGCGUGGAGUGUGGAAAAUGCUUUUCCCAGAAACAACACCUCAAGCAGCACGAAAAAAUCCACACUGGGCAGAAACCCUACAAAUGUGUGGAGUGUGGAAAAUGUUUUGCCAGCAAAUCACACCUUCAUGUACACCAGAGAAUCCACACAGGAGUGAGACCAUAUGAAUGUGGAGAGUGUGGGAAAUGUUUUUCCACUUCAUCACAUCUUAUUAUUCAUAAGAGAGUCCACACAGGAGAAAAGCCACAUAAAUGUUUAGACUGUGGAAUGUCAUUUACUUUAGCACAAAGCCUUAGGGGGCACCAGAAGACCCACACAGGAGAGAAACCCCACAAAUGCUUGGAGUGUGGGAAAUGUUUUUUAAGGAAAGACACCCUUGUCUCCCAUCAGAGAACCCACACAGGAGAGAAACCCUAUAAAUGCUUGGAGUGUGAGAAAUACUUUGCAAGAAAAUCAGAGCUUAACAUGCAUCAAAGGAUCCACACAGGAGAGGAAGCUUACAAGUGCUUGGAGUGUGGGAAAUGUUUUCGUCAGAAAGGGAAUCUUUUGAAACACCAGAGAACCCACACAGGAGAAAAACCCUACAAAUGCAUGGAGUGUGGGAAAUGUUUUUCUUGGUCAUCAUAUGUUCGCAAACACCAGAAAGUCCACACAGGAGAGAGGCCUUACCAAUGUGUAGAGUGUGGGAAAUGGUUUUCACAGAGUGGAAACCUUAGAAAACACCAGAGACUCCAUAUGGAAUAG
This is a messenger RNA of Podarcis lilfordi (Lilford's wall lizard), 3287 nucleotides long. The record is from the annotation of a GenBank genome assembly. NCBI's taxonomy places the organism in Eukaryota, Metazoa, Chordata, Lepidosauria, Squamata, Lacertidae.